Drosophila eugracilis is the source of this 1449-nucleotide messenger RNA. RefSeq names its product protein THEM6. NCBI's taxonomy places the organism in Eukaryota, Metazoa, Arthropoda, Insecta, Diptera, Drosophilidae. The coding region runs from base 106 to 885 and encodes 259 amino acids. The transcript has 4 exons. The record is from RefSeq and is a predicted model, not a curated record.
AAAAAGGCGAUUCAGUCUCAGUGCGCUGUUGUCGCUGCGCGCCUUUUGCUCCACUCACCACAGCCCCAGCCCGUCCGCCCACCACUUAGUGAAUCUGUUGGCGGAAUGGAGCAACUCUGCUACCUGGCGCUUAGCGUCCUGCUGGCCAUCGUUGUGCUUUAUGGACUCCUAGAACUCCAUUACUUCCUGCGCAUGUGCCUUUGUGUCCUGCUCGCUCGGUUUGUGAAGAGGCGCUGCCACAUCCUUGACGCCACCACGGUCAACGGACUCUGCCUCACCAAUGAUGUGGACACAUUGUUGUAUCAUAUGAACAAUGCUCGUUAUUUCCGAGAGCUGGACUUUGCCCGCGUGGAUUUUUAUGAGCGGACCAAUCUGUACCGCACCAUUACGGGAAUGGGCGGUUCCGUUUUCCAGGGGGCGGCAACAAUUCGCUACCGACGCUUCAUCCGCCCUUUCCACCGUUUUAACAUUGUCUCGCAAAUAAUUUAUUGGGACGAACAGUCGCUGUUCAUGGAACAUCGAUUUGUCCGCCCGUCAGACAAGUUUGUGCAUUGCAUCGCUAUCUGCCGCCAGCGAGUGAUCGACGUAUCCAUGGAAGCUGUAAUGGCGGAACUCUUGCCCAGGACGUCCUCCAAUGGAUUCCGUGCCACGACAUCACCUUCUAUAGCUGCUCCGACGGCGGCUUCUGGCGGUAUUAGCAAUCCGGCCAUGGAUACUUCGUUGGCGGAGAAUGGACAUGGGUCGACCGGAGGGGCGACGACUGCGGGGGCCGCGCCUACGACCACAGCGCACUGUCUGAAGCUAAAGCCAUCGCUGCCUCCGGAGUUGGCUAAGUGGAUCGAGUACAAUGACAUGUCUAGUAAGAACCUUCGGAGCGGCUGCUGACUGGAGUCGUUAGAAUCGCCGGAAGCGAAGGCGAACGCGCAACUGGAAAAGGAAACGGAUACUCCCAUUAACCCAUUUUUUUUUUGUCUCGCGUGCUAGUGUGUGUGUACGUGUUAAUGUGUGCUAAUGUUUAAUGUUUAAGUGUGACCGUGGAAUGUGUAAAUUGUAAGCUAUGUAUGUAAGUGUCUCAAAAAACAAAACAAAAACCCGCCCUGUUUUGGCCUUAACUAAUGUAUUGCAUAACUACCCAGAGAUCAGCCACGCCCUCUGAUCAAAAUCGAAAAACAAAGCCCCUUGGUAGACCACAGUGCGUAAGUUACGAUGUAAAAUGAUUGUUUAGUAAAAUUAACAAAAUAAUGUGAAAAUAUGCAAUCGAAUGAGGGGUUUUCUUGGGCCCUUGGCUUCAGUUCCUGUAAGAAGGGUACAAAAUAGUAGGUAAUACUCUUUAUAUAAGAAAAUCAAUCAAUCAUUGAUUAGAUACAAAAUAACAUGUAGAACAGAAAUAUAUUAUGGAGAAAAUGUUAAAGAAGCCUUUUAACAAAUUAAUUAUUAAUUAUCUCAAAA